Moneuplotes crassus is the source of this 1140-nucleotide messenger RNA. The record is from the annotation of a GenBank genome assembly. NCBI's taxonomy places the organism in Eukaryota, Ciliophora, Spirotrichea, Euplotida, Euplotidae.
CUAAUACCCCAAAAUGAGAGCAUAUCAAAACAGACAUGGAAAAUGCUCCCUCAACUACCUCACCCAAAAAGUCAUAGUUGACUUAGACUCCCCUCGACAAGAAGCCGAGGAAGAAAGUUCUUCAGAACCCAAAGAAUCUGACCUAGAACAAAAAGUUGAUGAAGAAGAAAUUUUGUUAGGAAGGAAGAAGAGUGGGCACGUUGAGAGCAGAGGGACAGUGGGCAGGAAGAAGAGGGUCAGUAGGGAAGAGACUGGGGUGGGGAAAUCUUGUGUGGAGAUGUCGAAGAGAUUUAAGGAGAUUAGUAGAGGGGUGGAUUGUGUGAUGAGGAGAAGGAGGAAGAGGCAUAGGGAUUUACAGGUGAGAUAUCAGGAGAAAGCUAAGGAAUUUGAGAAUGCAGUGCAUUUUUCGAGUAUGCUGACUAAAACUAUUCAAAAUGAGGUUGUAUCGAGUAUUGAUAAGAAUGAAAUUGAUGAAAUAAAACCUACUUUCAUUGAUAAAGGAGAACGUAUAAAAUUUAGGCAAAGAUCAGGAUCUAGCAGUAUCUUAUCCAGAACAUGUAAGAGUAGCCAGAGAGAAGAACAACCUAUUCUUUGGGGAAAGUUUAUUCAGAAUAAUAAAUGGUAUAAAGAUGAGUACAACCAUUACAGUCAGAAAUAUAGUCAGGAUGGCUUUAACAUAAAAUAAGGUGAAGGUAUUCCUCAAUGAGGAUAAACAACCAGAUAACUACUUCUCACUGAACAGCAGUCCUAAACGGGUAACUCUUCAGUCCAGAGGGAACAGAUUUGAGAAGAAGGAUAAGACCAACCUAAAGUAUUUCACUUCUAGGCUCACUGAAGUUCCUGGCCCAGUAAAUCGGAAUAUGAGAAGAGUAUUUGAUAAAAGAUCUAACGAGGCUAUAAACAAGACUUAUGAUGAAAAGUUAUAUGGGAAUGUGUACCAAAUUGAUGGGAGCACCAAAAAGAUUACCAGCCCGGAACGUUUUCCUAGUUGGAGAAGAGAGAUCCAGCCUAAUAUAUCAUGAACUUCUGAGAAGAAAUAUUCCAAUCAAGGUAGGGUCAGGGAUUUUCAUUCAAGCGAAAGGAUCACCCACCGGCAGUAGCUUUCGAACAUUUUUAUUAAAAUUCAAUGUGAACAUGAAA